GCGCUUCUCUCACUGCUUCGUGCACAUGUGUUGGGUUGAGCAUCGAUCUGUCGCUCGUCUUAGAAAAAUGGCUCCAGCCUGACGAGCGAGCUGGUCGCUUAGUCCCCAUGUGAGAGGCAGCUAAACCAAGCAAAGCUCCAAUGACAAUGGAGGUCGAGAUCUCGGUGGCAUAUUCGCUCGUCCAUGAAUGGUGCUCUGCAGUCUGCCUCGAUGGCAUGGAGCAUCACGUGUUCAUCGAGCCGCAUCUGCCUGGCUGUAUGCAAGCUAUUUAUAAAUAAAAAUGGGGGAUUUGGGGAGAAGAAAGCAGCUACCCGCCGCUAUUAUAGCCGGUGAGCUUUUGGUUCUUGUCUCCUCGAUUUCCUCGGUGCUCCCGGCGAUCUCCUCAGCCCUCGCUGUUCUAGGUUUCUCCGGCUUGGUUUCGGUGGAUUCUUGGAUCCCAUAAGGCAGGCGGCGUCCGGCUGCACAUCGAGUUCUUGAGCAAAAGUUGGUUGAAGAAUUUGUUCAGCCUUGUCUGUGAAUAUAUUUGGGGGUACAAGGAUAUCCAGCUGAGGUUUCUCUUGUGAGAUUAUAAUGGCUGCGGCGACAUCUCACCAUGCCAUUGUGUGUACCCAAUCUCACCAGUGGAGCAAUAGGAAUUCUAGGUUUGAGAAGACAACGGGCAAUUUGAAUAUGGUUUCAGUUGGAAAUAACAGCGCAAAUAGGCAGAAAUUUGGCCUGGUUUGUGCAUCGAGCUUACAAGGGUCUUCAGUGAUGGAGCCGGUUCAGCUACCCUCCAAUGGCAACAAUGGCCAUACCCCCAAGAAAUCAAGUGAAAGUUCUCUUAUAUUGAUAAGGCAUGGUGAAUCAUUGUGGAAUGAGAAAAAUCUGUUCACUGGAUGCGUCGAUGUGCCCCUGACACCCAAGGGUGUUGAGGAGGCUAUCGAGGCAGGUAAAAGGAUUUGCAAUAUCCCAAUCGAUGUGAUAUAUACUUCUUCACUAAUUCGUGCUCAGAUGACUGCAAUGCUUGCGAUGAUGCAGCAUCGGAGGAAGAAGGUUCCAAUCAUUGUGCACAAUGAGAGUGAGCAAGCACACAUGUGGAGUCAGAUAUACAGUGAAGAGACAGAGAAACAGUCUAUUCCUGUCAUAACAGCUUGGCAAUUGAAUGAACGAAUGUAUGGUGAGUUGCAAGGCCUUAAUAAGCAGGAAACUGCAGAUAGGUUUGGCAAGGAACAAGUUCAUGAAUGGCGUCGUAGCUAUGAUGUUCCUCCCCCAAAUGGUGAAAGUCUAGAAAUGUGUGCAGUGAGAGCUGUUGCUUAUUUCAAGGAACAGGUUGUUCCUCAACUCACAGCUGGAAAGCAUGUGAUGAUUGCUGCACAUGGGAAUUCACUCCGUUCAAUUAUAAUGCAUCUGGACAAAUUGACUUCUCAAGAGGUGAUUAGCCUUGAGUUGUCAACAGGCAUUCCUAUGCUUUACAUUUUCAAGGAAGGGAAGUUCAUUAGACGGGGAAGCCCAGUAGGACCUUCUGAGGCAAGCGUUUAUGCCUAUACCAGGAAAUUGGCUCAGUACAGACAGAAGCUAGAUAGCAUGGUCAUGUAAAAGCCCAGUAAGUUAGUAAUCCAAGCUUCAGCUCCCAUCGAAUUAUUAAUACUCCAAUAUCUCUAGGAGACAAACAUGUAACUUUUUUUUCGUUUUUAGGCCUCUUCAGGACUUAUAUUGUACAGUAACUCAAUCGUUUGCCGAAUUCACCUUUGUUUUACCGAGAAAUGGUCAAGGAAACUUUCACUUCAUCGUCAUCAGUAGACUGCAUUUAUGUACAACAGGGAAGCUCACAAAUGUUGGAACUUGUUUAACAAUGAAAUCGGUGUAACCCGAUCUAAAAUGGAAGAAACUAAUGCAGCAUUUGUUGUGCUUGGAUUUACCGAGUUGAAGUCAUGAAAGGGGAUGGCAUACAAUAUACUUUCCAAACUUUUGUUUCUUGGUGUUUAUGGAGACACAAUUCCAACUAUUUCAUACAACUAAACCGGGUGUAAACAUGUAACAUAUCAGUGCCGUUUUUCUCAUAUUUUUC
This is a messenger RNA of Oryza brachyantha (malo sina), 2047 nucleotides long. Its product is annotated as 2,3-bisphosphoglycerate-dependent phosphoglycerate mutase 1-like. The transcript is spliced from 8 exons. The coding region runs from base 571 to 1575 and encodes 334 amino acids. Lineage: Eukaryota; Viridiplantae; Streptophyta; Magnoliopsida; Poales; Poaceae. The record is from RefSeq and is a predicted model, not a curated record. Gene Ontology annotation, molecular function: intramolecular phosphotransferase activity. Gene Ontology annotation, biological process: glycolytic process.